Messenger RNA from Neolamprologus brichardi, 2064 nucleotides. The record is from RefSeq and is a predicted model, not a curated record. NCBI's taxonomy places the organism in Eukaryota, Metazoa, Chordata, Actinopteri, Cichliformes, Cichlidae.
GGCUGACUGUUUUCAACGGCAUCGGACGAGGGGCUGAGCGUCCCCGGUGAAUACAGCUGGUUUUAAAAUUUGCCCCCGGUGUCUGCUUCCUCUACAGCCGCUGCACAUUCCGCUCAGGCAUGGAAAAAGUCGUCAUCGUAACGGGUGCCAACAGCGGCAUCGGCUUGGCUUUGUGUGAAAGGCUUCUCACGGAGGACACACAGCUCCGGCUGUGUCUGGCCUGCAGGAACAUGCAGCGGGCAGAGGCCGCCCGCAGCGCCCUCCUCACCUCUCACGCCGGUGCCCAUGUGGACUUACUACAGCUCGACGUGGGCUCCGUGGAGUCGGUGCUCGACGCUGCUAAGGUGGUCAAGGCCAGAUACAACAGAAUUGACUUUCUCUAUCUAAAUGCUGGAAUUAUGCCCAAUCCACAAGUGGACAUCAGAGCUUUUUUUAAGGGUUUAUUUUCCAGAAAUGUCAUCAACAUGUUUGCAACAGCAGAGGGUCUCUUGACUCAACAAGACCGCCUCAACUCAGAUGGCCUACAGGAAGUUUUUGCCACUAACCUGUUUGGUCAUUUUGUCCUGAUCCGGGAGCUGGAGCCUCUGCUGUGUCAGACAGGUCAUACGUCCAGGGUAAUGUGGACCUCUUCAAGUAAUGCCCGCCGGUCUGCCUUCAGCAUUGAUGACAUUCAGCACAGAAAAGGGACGGAGCCCUACAGCUCCUCCAAAUACGCUUCAGACAUGCUCAGCGUGGCUCUUAACAGGCGCAUGAACGGCCAGGGUCUGUUCUCCUCAGUAGUCUGCCCAGGACUGGUGAUGACUAAUUUGACCUAUGGUAUCCUCCCCUCCUCCUUCUGGACUCUAAUCAUGCCCAUCAUGUGGUUGAUUAGGAUCUUCACCAACACUUUCACCCUUACACCGUACAAUGGAGCAGAGGCACUGCACUGGCUGUUUCUACAAAAGCCAGAAUCUCUGGAUCCCAGAGCAAAGUAUCACAGUUUAACAUCAGGGCUUGGGACAAACUACACCGAGCCGCGACAGAUGGACAUUAAUGGUGAAACGGCUGACGUCCUCUUUUCAAAACUUCUUGAACUUGAGAAAGGGGUCAGAAGGAAACUGUGUGAGAGAAAUGCUGACAAUGAAGCUCAUCAACGGUGGACCACUGAACAGAGGGUGAAAUGAUCAUGCUUGUUCUACCUCAGCCAAGGUCAAAGCUUUGGUUUAUAUAAGUGAUUAUGUUAACUCUGACUACUUCUGAGGGGACCCCAUGGGGAGAUUUUCCCAGAGUCAAAAUGUUAAAGAAAGCUCUGUCUCAACAUCUAAUGGGUUCUUUCUUUGAUCAAGCUGCACCUCUCCACCAGGUUAGACAAAGCUUAGCUUGGAUGUUUUUAUGUAAUUAAACAAAUCAGUUAUGAAGGAAAUGCAACUGUUCCUUUCUUUUUUUAAAGUCCACCGAUAUUCCCUCAGUCCUCUGUUAACACUGCUCUAAAGACUUUCCAAUCAUACCGUGAACUUGAAGCACAUCACACUGAGAGGUCUAAUUUAAAUAACUGUGUGGGCAGGAAGGGCCUUUUUGAUAAGCUACUUUGAGCUCUCUACAAACCUCCUCACGUUACUCACAUUGUUUCAUAUUUCAACAUGUUAAUAAUAGAAACACGCUUUGCAUUUCUUGAAACUUUGUAAAAAUAAUGACGAGACUUUAUGUUUCAUGAGCUCAGCCUGUCACGAUUUCUAAACUCAGAUUCACAAGAAUCACUGUUUUUAAACAAACAGUGGAAGUUUAUUGAGGGGUCAACAAGUUCACGUGAGAUCAGUAACACGAAAGCGCUUUCCUGUUGUAAAGUGGACCCUGCUGUGUUUUCACCUGAUAGCUGCAUCAUGUUUCCUGCCCCACAAAGUUAAUUAGGUCUUUGUUAAUGCCCUGGCUUCUUGAGGCCACUGACUAACCACCAGCUCUGUGUGAUCUGGAGAUCGUUUCCAUACAAAUAAUAAAUUAUGGAAGGAUUGUCAAGUAAAUAAAUGGAAAACCUUAUAGUUUGCAAUAGGACGAAUAAGUGUGCAAGUAAAUAAAUCAGCUGCUUUA